UAAUCGUCCGGCCAAAACGACGGACACUGUGACUCAACAGGCAACAGGAGAACCUGUUAGUAUUUUUGUAUUUGAUGCUUCCAGUUCAGAAACUCCAGUUAUGCUUGACAUGGCCAAGUUAGCCGUUAAACGUACGAAAACUUUGAGGCAUCCAAGUAUCCUUUCCUAUGUUGAUAGCUUGGAGACAGACAAAUUUAUUUAUCUUGUUGUUGAACCAGUGGAACCUUUAGAAGUCCAUCUAUCGAAAACCACAAGUACGUCUGAACAGAAGCAAUUUGCGAUUUCAUGGGGUUUACAUCAAAUAGCUACUGGUAUAUCAUUUCUGAAUAAAGAUUGCCAAUUAUGCCACCACAACAUCUGCCUAGGAUCAAUCUUUGUCGAUCGUGCAGGUGAAUGGAGAUUGUUUGGCUUGGAAUAUGUAACACCUGCUGCAGAGCCUCCACCUAUCAAAGUUUUACCUUCUCUGAAAAAUUACAAUCCACCUGAAUGUGAAGCACCUACAAAACAGGACUGUCCACCUUGGGCAUCAGAUAGCUGGGGACUUGGGUGCUUGAUAUGGGAAUCAUUUAAUGGUAGGCUGCAAAAGACUUCAUUAUUGAAAGCUCCUGGAAAGAUUCCAAGUAGUUUGACUCCAUUUUAUUGUGAGCUUGUUUGUGCGAAUCCGAAGUCCAGGCCCAAUGCAUUGACUUUUUUGAAAAAAGCAUCUAAAGGAAAAGGGUUUUUCAAAAACAAAUUUGUUGAAACAAUGCUUUUUUUAAGCGAAAUUCAUAUAAAAGAUAAUGAAGAAAAGAUAAACUUUUUUAACAAGUUAUCAUCUUCCCUGGAUGCUUUUCCUCAAGAUGUGUGUCUGUAUAAAAUUUUACCAGAGCUUAUUAAUGCUUUUGAGUAUGGAAAUGCUGGUUCUUCAGUUCUUUCGCCACUUUUUAAAUUAGGAAAGCUUUUAUCAGAAGAAGAUUAUCAGAAGAAAGUUGUUCCUUGUGUAGUUAAAAUGUUUUCAUCUAAAGAUAGAGCUACGAGAGUGAAACUAUUACAGCAAGUAGAGCAAUUCAUUGAUCACAUUCAACCUUCUGUUGUUAAUAGCCAAAUAUUUCCUAAUGUUGCUCAAGGAUUUUUAGAUACAAAUCCAACAAUUAGAGACCACACAAUAAAGUGUAUGGUCUACUUAGCACCAAAAUUAAAUUAUCAGAAUUUAAAUGAAGAAAUGCUGAAACAUUUUGCAAGAUUGCAGUCCAAAGAUGAUCAAGGAGGCAUACGAACAAAUACAACAGUUUGUUUAGGAAAAAUUGCAUCCUAUUUACAUCCUCAAACUAGGAAGAAAGUUUUGAUCAGUGCGUUUUUAAGAGCUUUAAGGGACUCUUUUCCUCCUGCACGAGCAGCAGCUAUAUUAGCUCUUUCAGCUACUGAGCAUUAUUACAGUGUCAAUGACUGUGCAACUAAAGUAUUACCAGCUCUUUGUCAUUUCACGGUCGAUCCGGAGAAAUCUAUUAGAGAUCAAACAUUCAAAGCAAUUGGAGGUUUUCUUUCAAAGUUGGAGAAAGUUUCAGAAGAUCCAACCUUGCUGGAAAAAUUGGAAAAAGAACUAGAAACAACUGGUCCUGCCUCAAUUGCUGCCAGUUGGACAUCAUGGGCUGUGACUUCACUUACUGACAAAUUAUAUAAUAGAUCUAGGACAAAAAGCCCCAGUCCAUCUUCAAACCAAUCUCCAACAGCUAUAUCACCGACCUUAUCUGAUGCUGCUAAAAAUGCUGAAAAAGAUGUCAAAGAAGAAAAUUCACCAGUUAGUAAUACUGAUUCUUGGAGCAAUGACUGGGACGAAGAGAAUUGUCUUGAAGAAACUGAAAUGAAUUCAUCUUCAGCAGACUUUGAUGAACAAAAAGAGGAUACAAACGACUGGGAAGACGCAUGGGAAAGCUUUGAGACGGAUAAGGCGUUUGCUAAGAAUACUGAAAAAUUAAAGAGUUUUUUCCCAACUGAAGAUGAAGAUCCAUUUCAACCGUCUGAGAAAAAGCUUGAAGUGCAAAAAGAAGUUGUUAAAGACUGGGACUCACUGGAAAGUUGGGAGACUUGGGAAGAUCCUAAAGAAGAGAGUACAUCUUCGAAGAUUGAAUCUCACCGACAAAGACAAGAACAGAAUCGCUUAGCACGUGAGGAAAAGAGGCGACAACGACAGAAAGAACAGCAGCAAGCACGACCGAGAAAACUGGGAGCGCAAAAAAUUUCCUGAAAUAUUUAUAAUUCAGUAAUGGAUGUGAUCAUGAAUAUGAUGUUUUGUAUUAAAAUAAUUUUAUCUAAGUCAUAUUUUAUGUAAUAAAAUUAAUUUUAUAUCAGUAUGAAAAUACUUCCUUUUCAAAAAACUAGAACUCAGUUUCAUUUAAAAAAUGAAUACAAUUGAUCUUCUGUAUAUGAAUUUUUUCUAAGAGUCUGUUAUGCAAUAAAUUAUAAUAGUUUUAGAUAUACAUAAAUGAAAGACUCUGCUUGUGAACUUUUCAUUUGUGUGAAAGAAAUGCACAUGGAAUAGUAGUAAAA
Molecule: messenger RNA, 2526 nt
Organism: Uloborus diversus
Lineage: Eukaryota; Metazoa; Arthropoda; Arachnida; Araneae; Uloboridae
Product: N-terminal kinase-like protein
Exons: 19
Coding region: 101-2224 (707 amino acids)
Biological process (GO): protein phosphorylation
Molecular function (GO): ATP binding; protein kinase activity
Source: RefSeq, a predicted model, not a curated record